GCUGGAUCACAGGAAGCGCGGGAAAGGGUGUUCGAUCGCUCGGGUCUACGCUGGUCGGAACUACUCCGUUUACCUUACUGGGAUGUGACAAAAUUCUCAGUAUUGGAUGCUAUGCAUAAUCUUUUUUUAGGCGAAUUUCAGCACCAUUGCAGGCAGGUAUGGGGGAUUGAUAUUAAGGCUAGCGAGAAGAUGUCCAAAAAGGCGCAACCUCACAGCCCAGAACAACAAGCCAUCGAGCUUGAGAAAGGACGACGGGCAAUUGAAAAGCAGUCAUUCAAUGCCUUGAAACAACUGCGUAAAGGCUAUGUUGUAGCCCUUGCACUGCUCAACGAGGUCUCAGUUGAAGGCCAAUUGUUCACAAAGGCAGCAUACGCACAUGCUCUAUUGAAUUGGUAUCGUGAAAAUCCAGGCAUCGCUAUCCGCAUACUUACGGUGAUGAAGGAUUCAGCAACCGAUUUUGUUUUAAAGGGUGCAGAAGGUCCUGAUGUAUCAAAGUUCUGCAUCCUUUCAAAAGAAUGUCUCGAGAAGAUUCAAGCGGAUAUAAAAAAGACAUCCUUUCCUUCGUGGAUGGUUCGCCCUCCCCAUAAUUUUGGAAGCCCUAGCCAUGGAAAACUGAAAGCGGACCAAUGGCGCACAGUGUGUACUGUCAGCCUUGUCUUAACUCUCGUGCCAUUGUGGGGUGGUAUUUCAUCGAAAGAAAGGGAAAAGUUGCUAUUGUCUAAUUUCAUCGACCUUGUCAUAGCCGUCGAAACGUCUGUCAGGCGCUCAACAUCACCAUCACGGAUUGCCCUGUAUAGGUUUCAUAUGACUCGCUACCUCAAGACACUCCGCCAGCUCUUUUCUGACCAUCCAUUGCAGCCAAAUCACCACCUCUCACUUCACCUCGAUGAAUGCUUGCUUUUGUUUGGUCCUGUCCAUGGUUGGUGGGCUUUUCCCUUCGAGCGUUAUAAUGGGAUAAUACGGGACCUCAAUACAAAUAAUAAAUCAGGAGAAAUGGAAAAAACGUUCCUGAAGUAUUUCUGUAUAGGGGCCAAUCUUCGGGCACUUUCCUCCUCUAUCAAAUUCCCGCAGACCGAAAUAUACGAUGCAAUGAUGAAAUCCUUUCAUAGAGCGUUCAUUGAACCCACACAUGGAUCUUUGCUUAACAAUCUCCUGAGCACAGGAGCCAAUACUUCAACUUCGAUACCCAAUACAGUGCGCACUAUGGACUUGGCUGAUGAUGUUUACGAUGCCCUGAUAAGAAGGCUUAAUGCUGGGGCUACAGCAGAUCAGCCACUAUUCGUACGAUGGGAUAGCGAUGGAAAAGACUCACACUUGCUUGUUGAUUCUAGGGUUAAUUCCAUCAAGAGCGUUAAAUCUGAUGGGGUAUCUUUCUCUAUUCCAAAGAGUUCAGUCGGAAAUUCUUUUGUACUGUUCAAGCCAUACACUGCUGUAGGACAGCGCGGAAUCGUCACUGCUGGACAAAUAUGUCAGAUUUUUGUUCACUCUCGUGUUACAACUACAGGCUGCUCGGUCGAAGAAACAUUCAUCGUAGUGGAAGAAUAUGAGGGCCUGUCAACAUUAGACCAAACUAAGGACCCUUUCCUGGUGUUUGAAAAUCUAGGCGCUCGACUGUACUAUAAUCGCUUCAAGAUUCACCCGCAUGUAUUGAAGCUGAGUGAUAUAAUAUCACAUUUCAGCUGCUUAGCAUAUAUACCGGAGGGCAUUGCAGAAGAAUGCAUUGUUGCGAGGUCAUUGGACAGGUCUUGAAUUACAGUAAUUACUAGGCUACAAUCGUCCUGCGGGUGGUAUACGUUUAUUUCUUUUAUCUUUUUUGGCCUUUUUUCAUGGAUAGCAGCUACCAAUGUCUCUAUUUCAAUCUUUUGGUUAUUUGAAUGACAUUAUUUACCUUUCACAUGAGUGGAUCUCGACAUGCAUCAGCAGAUCAUGCAGUAGCUUCUACGUAGCUACCUUAUAUUUUUGUGUUUGCGUACUUCGCGUCCACUAGCAAAUUGUAUGGUAACUUCCAGGUAGCUACCCUCUUUCUUAGCCCUUUGUCUUUUUUAGCAUACAUGGACAAGCACACCGUAAGGUAGCUACCCAACAGCAGCUACCUUCGCCUUUUACAUGUCACAGAAUAAGCCCCUUUCAAUCUUUGUAUAUGAGAACAUUCGCAACAUGAAAGCCUGUUGGCUGUGGAAGGCUCGGGAAGGUUAUCGAUAAAGGCACUGUUACAACAAAAGAAAGGGUGACGUCAGACAUGUAGAAUAUCGAAAAUCGCACCUUGCUACAGCAGUGGCUGCAGGAAAAUAAAGACAGCUGUGGUGGCGGAUUCACCCAUAUUCGCACCAGCCUUUGGGGAACCGGGCUUUGAUUUGUAUAUGAUGACACUGGUGUCACACUCGACGACAGCGGUAAUCUAUGCCACAUUUUCACAUCCUUCCGCUAAUGGUCCGCGCCCGUGGAUGUACUAAGUUUUCAUAGCCAUGUUGACAGCGGCGACUGGCGUUGUAUAUUUUAACGCCCAC
Serpula lacrymans var. lacrymans S7.9 is the source of this 2507-nucleotide messenger RNA. RefSeq lists its product as uncharacterized. The record is from RefSeq and is a predicted model, not a curated record. The transcript has 6 exons. Bases 112 to 1749 code for a protein of 545 amino acids. Lineage: Eukaryota; Fungi; Basidiomycota; Agaricomycetes; Boletales; Serpulaceae.